CUGCAGCUUCUAGGACCCAGUUUCUUUUACUGAUUUAAAAACAAAAUGAACAAAAAAAAAAUAAUAAUAAAAAAGUUGUGCCUGAAAUGAAUCCUGUUUUUUUUAAUAAGUAGCCCCGUGGUUCCAGUGCCCUGUUCAAUACAGGCACUUGAUCCUUGGUGUAGCUUCUGUUCAACUUUGUAUCACGGGAACGGAUUGGCCUGAUUUCUCGGCCUACAUCUUGAAUUGGCCCCAAACAGGGUCCCUGGCAAGUGGAGUGAAGGCUUUUUGUCUAACAAUGACAAGGGUCAGCUCAGGGGUUGUCGGGGAGGGCGCUUUCAUCUUCCCCGUUGUCAUUUGAGGUUUUGAACUCUGGGUAAAGAGGCCGUUUAUCUUUGUAAACACAAAACAUUUUUGCUUUCUCCGGUUUUAUGUUAAUGGCGAAAGAAUGGAAGCGAAUAAAGUUUUACUGAUUUUUGAGACACUAGCACCUAGCGCUUUCAUUAUUGAAAUGGGGGCGGGGCUGGACUGGGUGCGGCCGCCUGCAAGACUCUAGUCGUCGGCCCACGUGGCUGGGGCGGGGACUGGGGCGCCUUAGGCGCCUAGUGAUUACGUAGCGGGUGGGGCCGGAAGUGCCGCUCCCUGGUGGGGGCUGUUCAUGGCGGUUUCGGGGUCUCCAACAGCUUCUCAGGUUGAAGUCCAAAGCCUCCCGAGGCGGGGUCUGCGGAGUUUGAGGUUUUUGCUGGUGUGAAAUGACUGAGUACAAACUGGUGGUGGUUGGAGCAGGUGGUGUUGGGAAAAGUGCUUUGACGAUCCAGCUAAUCCAGAACCACUUUGUGGAUGAAUAUGAUCCCACCAUAGAGGAUUCUUACCGAAAACAAGUGGUGAUUGAUGGUGAGACCUGCCUGCUGGACAUACUGGACACAGCUGGACAAGAGGAGUACAGUGCCAUGAGAGACCAGUACAUGAGGACAGGCGAAGGGUUCCUCUGUGUAUUUGCCAUCAAUAAUAGCAAAUCGUUUGCAGAUAUUAACCUCUACAGGGAGCAAAUUAAGCGUGUGAAAGAUUCUGAUGAUGUACCCAUGGUGCUGGUAGGGAACAAGUGUGACUUGCCAACAAGGACAGUUGACACAAAGCAAGCCCACGAACUGGCCAAGAGUUACGGAAUUCCAUUCAUUGAGACCUCAGCCAAGACCCGACAGGGUGUGGAGGAUGCCUUUUACACACUGGUAAGGGAGAUACGCCAGUACCGAAUGAAAAAGCUCAAUAGCAGUGAUGAUGGCACUCAAGGUUGUAUGGGGCUGCCCUGUGCGCUGAUGUAGUAAGACGCUUUGAAAGUUCUGUCAUCAGAAGAGAGCCACUUUGAAGCUGCACUGAUUGAUGCCCUGGUUCUGACAUCGCUGGAGGAGACGUGUUCCUGCUGCUCUCUGCAUCUCAGAGAAGCUCCUGCUUCCUGCU
Molecule: messenger RNA, 1437 nt
Organism: Mus caroli (Ryukyu mouse)
Lineage: Eukaryota; Metazoa; Chordata; Mammalia; Rodentia; Muridae
Gene: Nras
Product: NRAS proto-oncogene, GTPase
Biological process (GO): signal transduction
Cellular component (GO): membrane
Molecular function (GO): GTP binding; GTPase activity
Source: RefSeq, a predicted model, not a curated record